Manacus vitellinus (golden-collared manakin) is the source of this 1086-nucleotide messenger RNA. RefSeq names its product apoptosis associated tyrosine kinase (gene LMTK1). Gene Ontology annotation, molecular function: protein tyrosine kinase activity; ATP binding. The record is from RefSeq and is a predicted model, not a curated record. The transcript has 8 exons. The coding region runs from base 1 to 1086 and encodes 361 amino acids. Lineage: Eukaryota; Metazoa; Chordata; Aves; Passeriformes; Pipridae. Gene Ontology annotation, biological process: peptidyl-tyrosine autophosphorylation; brain development.
AUGACCAGCUCUGUUGGCAGCACCGCGACCUUCCGGCUGCCUCCCACCACAACGGUGCCGGUUGUUCGGGCAGGCUCUGGGUGGAAUAGUAAUGUGGCAGCUGCAGCUGGCAGCGGGGCCUGCUGGGGACGGCAGCUGGGACAUGGCCACCACCGCUGCCACCACGGCCACCGUGCCCCCUGCCACCCCGAGCGACACGGCACCGGCUGCAACGGCACCCCCCUUAGUGAGCUCUCCUGGUCCUCCUCGCUGGCUGUCGUGGCUGUUUCCUUCUCGGGGCUCUUCACCUUCAUCUUCCUCAUGUUGGCCUGUCUGUGCUGCAAGAAGGGGGACAUCGGCUUCAAGGAGUUUGAGAACGCCGAGGGGGACGACUACGUGACGGAGCUGUCGGCCCAGGGCUCGCCUGCCCCCCAGCAUGGCCCCGAGGUCUAUGUGCUGCCCCUCACCAAGGUGUCCCUGCCCAUGGCCAAGCAGCCAGGGCGCUCAGUGCAGCUCCUCAAGUCGGCAGACCUGGGGCGGCAGAGCCUCCUGUACCUGAAGGAGAUCGGGCAUGGCUGGUUUGGCAAGGUGUUCCUGGGGGAAGUGAACUCGGGCAUCAGCAGCACCCAAGUGGUGGUGAAGGAGCUGAAGGCGAGUGCCAGCGUGCAGGACCAGAUGCAGUUCCUGGAGGAAGCGCAGCCCUACAGAGCCCUCCAGCACACCAACCUGCUGCAGUGCCUGGCCCAGUGUGCCGAGGUCACGCCGUACCUGCUGGUGAUGGAGUUCUGCCCGCUGGGUGACCUGAAGGGGUACCUGCGGAGCUGCCGGGGGGCUGAGGCCAUGACCCCGGACCUGCUGACCCUGCAGAGGAUGGCAUGUGAGGUGGCCUGCGGCGUCCUGCACCUGCACAGGAACAACUACAUCCACAGCGACCUGGCUCUGCGGAACUGCCUCCUCACCGCCGACCUCACCGUCAAGAUCGGGGACUACGGGCUCUCGCACUGCAAGUACAAAGUAAGGCUGGUUGGAGGGAGGAGGGGCUGGGGGCUGCGCACCGGGACCCCCGGGGCACCCACACGUACACCACCCUGGCACAUAUCGUGCUGA